Oncorhynchus tshawytscha (Chinook salmon) is the source of this 1565-nucleotide messenger RNA. RefSeq names its product P2Y purinoceptor 2. Gene Ontology annotation, biological process: G protein-coupled receptor signaling pathway. Gene Ontology annotation, molecular function: G protein-coupled UTP receptor activity; A1 adenosine receptor binding. Gene Ontology annotation, cellular component: plasma membrane. NCBI's taxonomy places the organism in Eukaryota, Metazoa, Chordata, Actinopteri, Salmoniformes, Salmonidae. The record is from RefSeq and is a predicted model, not a curated record. The transcript is spliced from 3 exons. The coding region runs from base 267 to 1346 and encodes 359 amino acids.
GAAAGCAUUCUGUGUAUCUCUGAGAGGAAGAAGCACUGGGAGAAUCUUCGUGAGUAGGCCUAACCAGUAGGCCUAACCAGUAGGCAUAACCAGCUGAUAGUGACAGGGCAGACACAAACUCCUCUGGCUGAAGUAUUGCAUCAGUAAUCUAUUAUUUUGUUGUUGUUAGAGUCUAGUACAGAAGUUGGACAUAGUUGCUGAACACAACUGGAGUAUUUUCCUUUAAGACUGGAGCAGCUUUUCUAACUAUCUGUUUAUGAACAAAGAUGGCUACCUUCACCAACCACUCAACCAAUGAGAGCAGCGAGCAAAACUGCCGCUGUCGCUUCAAGGAGGACUUCAAGUACAUCCUGCUUCCUGUCAGCUACACUCUGGUCUUCGUGAUUGGCCUAGCCCUGAACUUCACGGCCAUGUACGUGAUCCUGUUCCGUACAAAACUCUGGAAGCCCUCCACAGUGUACAUGUUCAACCUGACAGUGUGCGACACCCUCUACAUCCUCACUCUACCCUUCCUAAUCUACUACUACGCCGACGAGAACGACUGGCCCUUCAGUGAGCCGUUCUGCAAACUCAUCCGCUUCCUGUUCUACGCUAACCUUUACGGUUCCAUCCUGUUCCUGUGCUGCAUCAGCCUGCACCGCUUUCUGGGUGUGUGUUACCCGAUUAGGUCCCUGAGCUGGGUCAGCGCCAGGAGAGCCCGGCUGGUGUCUGUGGCGGUGUGGGCGUGUGUGUUGAUGUGCCAGGCUCCCGUUCUCUACUUCUCACGGACCAGGGACGAGGGAACGGAGAGGGUGUGUUUCGACACCACCAGUCCAGAGUUAUUUCAUGACUUCCUGGUGUACAGCUUAGUGGUGUCUAUGCUGCUGUUUGCCUUCCCUUUCAUGGUGGUGAUGGUGUGCUAUGGACUGAUGGUGAGGAAGCUUCUGGAGCCCACCUGGGGGGCAGGGGGGAGCCAGUCGAGGGGAGUUGGGAGGAUCGCUCCUCAUCGCUCCAAACAGAAGUCUGUGAAGAUGAUAAUCAUCGUGUUAGCAGCGUUCAUGCUGUGUUUCCUACCCUUCCACCUGACCAGAAGUCUGUACUACUUCCUCAGAUACCUGGAGCAGAUGGAUCCCUCCCAGGUGAGCUGUGAGCUGCUGAAGGCGUCCAGCCUGGCCUAUAUGGUGACACGCCCCCUGGCCAGCGCCAACAGCUGUGUGGAUCCUGUCCUUUACUUCAUGGCUGGGCAAGGUUUCCGUAGUAACCUCGGCAACAAAAAUCCGAGCAUCGCCAAGGAAACCAGGAAGCGUGAUGGCGGCCCUUUCGAAGCAGCUCUGACUGUCAGGAGAGUCAAUCUAUGUACUGAAUAGCUAUGGAACCGAGUGAACUCUAUUGGACAAACACACUGGAAGGAUGACUGGUUCCUCUAAACUGAAUAUUAUUUAGCCCAUAUUAUUAGCCUGUUUGAAGGAGAAUGUAUGUCAUGAUAUUUUAUUGAAUGUUCUUUCCCUGACUGGUAAAUACUGGGAGAUUACAACAUACAAUAGAAAUACCAGAUGUCUUACUUGAAAGUGAGAGGGGAAUACAGU